CUUCACUCCAGCUCCGAACACAAAUCUCCGACGAAAACCUCUCUCAAGCUUUUCUCUUUUUCUCUUCUUCUCUUCUCUUUAAUGGCGACACCUACUCAGGAAGCAAUUGACACCUUUAUGACCAUCACCGGUGCUUCCAAUGCCGUCGCCGUUCGUAAGCUUGAGGAGUAUCGUGGGAAUCUCAAUAGAGCUGUGAAUGCAUACUUUACUCAUGGAGAUCAAAAUUCGCUCCAUGAAGAUCCAGCUAAUAUCCCUCAGGAUGAUGCUAUGGAUAUAGAUGAUGGUGUGACUCCAGUCCUCUCAGAAGCUAGAACAACGGUCCCGUUCCCGCUUCAGGAUCCAAACUUUGGGACAAGUCUAUUUGAUAAUGAUCCUCGUAUGCCACGUCCCCCAUUUGUUAGUCAUCUAAGGGAGGUCAGGCAGAUACCUAUAGAGGUUAAGGACAGCAUUGGGCCAUCAGGUCAAUCUAAUGGUGCUCCUACUAUUGAGGAUGUGACCGAGACAUCUCAAGCUCAUGGUCCAGCUGCCCAAGAGGCGGUCAUUAUAGAUGAAGUGAGUGAUGAUGAUAGUCAGUCUGCUCCAACCGGACAAAGUAGGCAUGGUGUACCUGUUGGUUCUGCACACAAUAAUUUGCAAUAUUACAAUGAUAUAGAAGAACAAAUGAUUCGAGCUGCUAUUGAGGCCUCAAAAAUGGAGACUGGCGAUGACGUAACAAAAUCUGUCACAGUGCAGUCAGCAGAGGAAGAAGUGUUGCGCAGUGAAGGUUGGAAGGCUUCAUCCUCAGAAAGAGAAGCUACUGAAGUGGUUUCUAUUCCAGAACAGCAGGGUACCCGAGCCUCAAAUGGAAGAUUCGCAGCACCUAGCUCACUGUCUGAGGAUGAUGACGAUGACGAUGACCCUGAUUAUGUUGAGGAGGAAGAGGAACCCCUUGUUAGGCACAGACCAAGACGUGCGGUUUCUGGAUCUCGGAGCUCACUUAAUGAUGAUCUUCCCCGUAGCCCUGAAGCAGAAGGUGCAACUAUUCAUUCACCGGAUGCGGGCAAUGGUUUUCCUUCCGAGUGGGGAGGCAUUUCUUCUGAGGAACAUGAUGAAGCUAUCAUGCUAGAGGCUGCCAUGUUUGGUGGCAUUUCUGAGAGUGAAUAUGGUGUUCCUUAUGCACAUUAUCCGCAAAGGGCACAGCGUCCACCCUCACCGUCAUUGACAGCUCAGAGGUUGAUUCGAGAACAGCAGGACGAUGAGUAUCUUGCAUCGCUGGAAGCUGACAGGGUAAAAGCUGAGGCUCGUCGAUUGGAGGAAGAAGCUGCUAGAGUGGAAGCUCUUGAAGAAGCAAAGAGAAAGGAGGAAGAAGCUCGCAGGAAGGUCGAAGAGGAACAGGAGCUGGAGAAGCAAUUAGUUUCCAAGGAAGCGUCUCUGCCUCAGGAGCCACCAGCAGGCGAAGAGAACGCCAUCACACUUCUAGUCAGAUUACCAGAUGGCACCCGCCAUGGCCGCCGGUUCCUUAAAUCCGACAAACUCCAAUCACUUUUCGACUUUAUAGACAUCUGUAGAGUUGUGAAGCCCAACACUUACAGGCUGGUAAGGCCAUAUCCUCGGCAUGCUUUUGGAGAUGGGGAAUGCUCAUCGACUCUAAACGAUGUCGGUUUGACAAGCAAACAAGAAGCAUUGUUCUUGGAGCUGAUCUAAAAUGGUUAUUCUAUUGGGGUUACAUAUCUUAUUCUUUU
Arabidopsis arenosa is the source of this 1721-nucleotide messenger RNA. NCBI's taxonomy places the organism in Eukaryota, Viridiplantae, Streptophyta, Magnoliopsida, Brassicales, Brassicaceae. The record is from the annotation of a GenBank genome assembly.